Molecule: messenger RNA, 2279 nt
Organism: Guyanagaster necrorhizus
Lineage: Eukaryota; Fungi; Basidiomycota; Agaricomycetes; Agaricales; Physalacriaceae
Exons: 11
Coding region: 122-2227 (701 amino acids)
Molecular function (GO): ATP binding
Source: RefSeq, a predicted model, not a curated record
AUUUCUUUCGUUUUCCUUUCGUUUCCAUGCUCUUUAGCACGUUUCGCGACGACAGCGCAGAUCGAACAUUGCCUGAAAAUGGAAAUUCGCGCCCAGAUAUUCUUGUCUUCCUUCGACCACGAUGAACAACGACCGCGAGCGCGUCAUUUUGCAUGAGUGGCCUCGCGAUCCUGAUGGACCAACUGUUCGAGAACCACCACCUCAAGGUGUUCGUACACCAAACAAUAUGCCUUGGGGACAUACACUGGAUGAUUUCUACUGGAUUCGUCCUUUCCCUGGCGUGAAGUCAAAGGUAAUUUGGACGCGAAGCAUGCUGGAUGAAUUCGGCGAGAACUUUGGUGAACAGCCUGGAGUUCCACAAGUUGAACCGCGUCGCUUGAGACCGUGGCCACUGCUCAAGGUGCCGAAUGACGACGCGCUUUUCGGGUUAGUGGACGAGACGUGCAAUAGGGAUCAUUCGCUCAAGCCCCGACGUUUCCAUGCUGUCAAGAGUACUGGUUUGUUGUGUAAACGGUUGUUUUCUAUGGACACUCAUCCAUUGGCAGUAUUUGAAUCCACGGAGGAAAAAAUAGAAUGGUCCGCGGAGCCGGCACUGAUGAACGAUGAUGCACCCCCCGGAACCGAAGAAUCCAUCCUCGAAGGGGCUGUGAAGUCGCAGGACAGGCUGGUGGAAGAUGAUGGCAAGGACGAUGAAUCGGCCAUGGCCGAAGUCUUCGUUCAGGCUGAUGAUAAUAUAACGGGUGGCUUUGUCUUAGAAUCCAGCAUAGAAGGAGAGACAGGAGACAGACAAAAUUGUACAGAGAUCGACGUCCCCGAAAUUAUCGUAGAAGAGAGAUGUGAAGACAGACAUGAUGUGGUGACAGAAGACGACACCAAGAAGGAUGAAUCAGAAGGUUCGAAAGUUAUUGUCGAAACUCAUGACGACCUUACACCCGCGGAACGACAGGCAAUGGAGUCCUUUAUGACUACGGAUUAUGAGACGGUUCAAAAACUUGAGGAACGCAUCCCCGAAGAAUACUUUCCUGACAUACUCCUCGUCAACGACCCUUCCGGCUUCACGAUGAGUGACGUUCCAUUUCUUAGCCGUCCGUCGCGUAUGCUGCCUGUACGUUAUAAACGUGUUUGGCCGAAGCUGAAGCGCGAUGGCGAGCCGGCCACGCUCUUUAACAAUGACCUCCAUUGCUCUUCGGCGUUCCACUGGACACUGACACAGGCGGAGAGGUACGCUGCUAGUGAGUGUCGAAGAAUCGCUACGCUCGACCUUUCGGGUGCACCACUUCUCGGCAAGGGCGGCCAUUCUGCCGUCCGGAAGGCCGGAAUACGACUUCCAGUACCUCUCACGACGCAGACUGGUGACCCACACGUUUCCGUAGCUGCAAAACUAGCGUUUUCUCUUAGUGAAGAUCGGGAGUUGCUUGAAAAUGAGGGACGAAUCUACGACGCGUUCCCCGAUCAUCUGCAGGAGAGCUACUGCGGCUAUAACUUGGUAGCUUCGAUGGACCACCCUGUCCCCGUGGGUGCGUGUGUGCCCAAGUUCUUUGGGUAUUAUGUACCUGUUCAGGAGGAGGAAGAAGCUAGUCGGAGGCAAGAAGCGCUGAACAGAAUCAAGAAAGAGGUGGAACGAAGACGGGAACGAGAGGCGAAGAGAGAAGCUAAGAAGAUAGGCGUGGACGAGGCGGUGGAAUCUACCGAUGCGUACGUGAAAUCGGCGGAAGAAGAGGACGACUAUAGUGGCGAGGAUGAUGACGAUAGCUUCUCCGACCAUUCACCUCUCCGAGUCGAAGAAAUUCGUUCCCCCAUUCUCUUGCUCGAAGAGUGUGGGACGCCUAUCGAACCGGAAGAGUUUUCAGAAGAUGAGAGAUCUGAAUGCUUCUCACUAGUGCUUCGCCUUCACCAUGCAGGCUUUGUGCAGAACUCGCUGUAUCCUCGCAACAUUUUGCGACAGCCAGGUCCUCUUAGCGUGCGACCGUCAGAGCGAUCGUUGAAGACACCGAGUUUCAGGAUUAUUGAUUUUGGGAGAGGAGAGUUUGUGCCGUUGUUUGUGGAGAAGUUCCUUGAGACCGUGUGGAGUAGACUGGGACCACCGAUGGUCUUGACAAGAGAAGAAAUAGAAAGGGUCAAAGAAAUGUCGGAGAUUGGGAAAGAGGAGGCGGUUCGUUGGUAUAUCAACGGUACCGGAUCCGAAUUGCGGAAAGCCGCGAAAAUCCUAUAUAUCAAGGAUUAUUAGUUAUAGCUUGUAAAGUGUUCUGGUGUCGUAGAAUCGCUAAAUUGAAAUCAUG